Molecule: messenger RNA, 4325 nt
Organism: Labrus mixtus (cuckoo wrasse)
Lineage: Eukaryota; Metazoa; Chordata; Actinopteri; Labriformes; Labridae
Gene: rftn2
Product: raftlin family member 2
Exons: 9
Coding region: 290-1609 (439 amino acids)
Source: RefSeq, a predicted model, not a curated record
CAGAUAACGCGCUCCUCCUCUCCACGUUUCAGACCUGCAGCCACAUCAGCGGGACACUUUCCCAACAAACGACCUCUCCGGUAAACCCCCUUCUCUUCGUUACCCGGGAGGGUUUUUUUUUCUCUGUUUCCGUUAAACCGUUGAUUUGUCCGUGACCCGCUCGGGGGGGAUUAACCGGGAGCACGCGCAGGGAUGGAGCGUUGCCGUUAAAGUUGUGAGGCUCGAGAGAAGCUGAAUCAAAGCGGCAUCCUCCGGGGCUCUCACACCGCCACCCCCCCUCGCUGACGCCAUGGGCUGCGGGUUGAGGAAACUGGAGGACCCGGAGGACAGCAGCCCCGGGAAGAUCUACUCCACCUUAAAGAGACCCCAGGUGGAGACCAAAACCGAGACCGUGUACGAGUACGUGCUGCUGGACUUCAGCCUGGAAGGAAGCCGUCCCACCGUGCAGUAUGUGUCCUCGCUCUCCGAGCUGCCUCAGGCCCUGCAGCCGUACUACACUCAGGGCUACGUGCUGACCGCGCUGCACCCCAUCAUCCUGUCUGUGGGCCGGACUCGCUCACUGCCCUUCAGCCUGCUCUACAGAGCCAUCCUGGCCCGUCCCAGACCCAGUAAGCAGAUGGCGUCCAUGUGUCACAGCGUGCCGAUGUUAAAGGUGGAGGAGUGGCCGUUACCUGGAGAUUCACUGACGGGGGAUACGGUCAGAGCACUCAUCGACAGGGUGAACAGCAGCGCUCGGGGAGGCGUCCGGUUCGUCGGCUCUGUCCUCCAGCAGGUGAGCGGGGUCACAAACGGCAGAGUUCACAGUCCGAAGAGGAGCUGCCGAUCUCCUCCUCGCACUCCUCCUCGCACUCCGCCUGGAGACAGAGAGCUGGAGGAGAACACCUACAGUCCAGAUUUGCGCUUGCUGGUCUUCUUCCACGCCUGGGCUCCCGGGUGUGCUCCUCUAGACUCUCUGGCCUGUCAGUACCACCAGGGGGCGCUCUCCAUGCGCGUUUCCAGGAAGGGCCAGGUAGUCAGCGCUCUGGAAGCUGAUUGGCUGGAGCUGACUGCUGCAUACUACCGUAAAGGCUGGUCGUUGGUGGACUCGUUCGUGUACUGGGACACACCCAGAGGUGAGCCGGUGCCGAGAUCUCUGGAGGGAUUGUUCGUGUACGAGGAGAGAAGCACGUCUCCUCCCGCCAACGACACCAUCGUGGUAGAGCAGUGGACCGUCAUCGAGGGCUCGAAUGUAAAAACCGACUACGGGCCGCUCCUUCACACUCUGGCUGAGUUUGGUUGGCUGCUCACCUGUGUGCUGCCCACGCCGAUCAUCAGACACGACAGUGAUGGAAACUUGGCCACGAAGCAGGUUGUGUUCCUGCAGAGACCGGUCAGAGGUCAGACCGCCGGACACUCGAGGAACCAGGCUCUGUCCAUGCACAGCGACGUCUCCAGUCGCUCUGUGAGCCGAUCCAUCAGCAGCCCCAUCCCCGCAGAGGAGCUGUCUCCCACCGCGGGGGGCAUCGGGGGCUUCCCGGUGUUUGGAGGGGGGUAUCCCAGCGCCCUGUCCCACCUGGAGGAGGGGGGCUUUGAGCAGGAGGAGGGGAAAGCUGAGGUCACCUGCAUGUGAGGAGCGACAACAGGCGGACGCGGCUUCAUUCUGAGACUGAAGCUGAGGAUUUAAAACGUUGAUCCAGACUGAAAAGAGUUUAUUCAUCCUGACAUCGUGUCCCUCAUCAUUGAUUUUACAGACUUUAACGUAGAAGAACUCAGCACUUUUUAAAAAACGUUUUUUUAAUGAAGCCAUAAAGAGAAAAAAGGUUUAAUUCACUAGGGUCCAAACUUUGAUACACAUUUGUUUGGUGGAGAAUCUUUCAUAUUUAAAUGCAUUUAAAGGGGAUCAGUUCACCAAACUAUAAAGCACAAAGAGGGACAGCACAGUUUUCUGCACGCUAGUGGAACGACACAGGCGGUGCAAAGAGGGGAAGGGGCUCUACAGCAGUUUGAUGUUCCUUCACAGCUUCACUAAAUGUUUGCUUCCAUCAACUCGGGACGCACCGUUGUGCACUGAUGAGUCCUCUCCUCACAACGAAGCGGACGUUAAAUUUAGGGUGAUAGAAAGUUCUGCUCAGUGAGCUGAUGAGAUGAUGGAGCCUGUGUUUGAAAAAGCUGCGUCACCAGCGUAGGUAGGUAGUAACCAAGCAGCAGCCUCCGGUGUUAAAAAAUGAUGCAGAUGCAGAAGUGUUAAAUCCUGCAGUUCCUCGAGUGUCCACUAGAGGCUGGCUGCAGAAACACAGGAAGUCACAUACACACCCAUUCUAAAAAGCCUGUUAUUACAGCAGAGAUUAACAUGUUUACAGCCUGGUUAAAAAAACCAGCUCGUCUCGAGCGGCACACACUGUUCGGGGGGUGAAUGUUUUGAUGACUCAUCCGUUUUGAUUUGAUGAAGGAUAAGAGUUAUUCACAAUAAGGCGUGUAGCUGACCUGAUUGACAGGUGAGCGCGGUGUAACGGUUUGUCAGGAGGUCUAAAACCCGCCUCAGCUCCAGCUCUCAGCCUGUCGUUAUGUUGACUGAAAGUUAGACUGAGACAGCAUUUCCAGCAUGGAGACCGCCAUCGAGGGGACUCCAGCGCCCCCCUGCAGGAACAGAUGGGUGACGACACUCAGGCUGCGUCUGUUCAUAUUUAAAGUCUGAAACAUCUUAACCACACUAACUCGUGUUGAUGUGCGUGACGUCUGAUUUGUUUUUGGGUUUUUUCCUUUAUUUUGAAAGGACAGCGGAUAGAGUAGGAAAUGCAGGUGACAUGGAAAGAAGGCGUGGGUCGGACUUGAACUCGUGCUACCCGCCUUGAGGACUACAGCCUCUGUAUAUGGGACGUGACCUCACCGCUAGGCUGACUGUCAUAUCUGAAAGAAGAAUCCUACAGUAAGUUAGGAUGUGAAUGUUUGUGAGGCUGCCUGAGACAUUUUGUAUUCUUACGAUAUCAGUAUUAUUUCUGACGAGUCGAGACAGGAGACUUCCUUGUUUCAUGUGGAAACAAACACACCUUAUACCUGCUGUCGUUUCAUAAUCCUUUCUUGAGAUAGUUCUAUUUAAUCAUGCAAAACCUUUGAAAGUAUUAUUUAAUAAUCGAUCAGCCGUUGUGUUGUACAUUUAUUUUAUUUACUGCAAACUGCUGCUUCACGACCUUUGUGGUACUUUCUCUUUGUGGUCAUGGAUGAAGUUCUUCAGAGAGGAUCAGGACUGUUGUUGUUUUUGUUUUUACAGGGGAAGUUGACACAUCCAGGUGUGUUUUCAGGUAUUUGAAAGUAAAGCCGAGCAUGAAGGGAAAAAGGUCGUUUAAAGUAUUCUAAAGGCUCCAGAAGAAAGUCAGAGAGUCGGUUUGGUCUGAAGAUAUGGCGUUUGAAAACUGGAAGAAUAAACGUCCAAAUCUGUGACCAAACUGUCUGUGGUUGAGUUGCAUUGUGGGUAAUGUAGGCGCCAUGUUUUGAGAAGGAAACAGAAAGUGUGAUUUAAAGGAGACGCUCAGUCGUUGGGGGUCCUGUGUUGAAGCUGUCAAAGGGAAACAAGAUGUUGUAAAUAUUUGAGAUGUCACGUUAGCUUUUGUAUUUGAACAUUUCUUCUUCUGUGGUGCACGUUUGUAUUUUUAUUUUGGGAGGAAAGGGAUCGAAUGCACCUGAAGUAUCUCUGAGACAUUUCAGUGUUGUAAACGGAGCUUUGAUUCAUACGCUGUUGAUGAAAUCCCUGUCAGGGUUUACUAAAUGUCAGUAUUAAUUCCUCUCUGGAGUGUUGUUCAUUCUGAAUCCUUUUAUUAUCAUGGUUGUUGUUUUUUAUUGUAUUAAACACUCAUCCCCCCCCAUCGUUUAAGACUCCUGUGUGAUUUAACGCUUCUAUUACAGCCUUCAUGAUUCACUAUAGUCCAGAGUCAUCACAACAUGCUCACAGAUUUCAAAUCUAAGUUUGCAGAAACACAGGGGCGUGUGCAGAGGGGUGGCAUCUGCCCCCCUCGAAAUCUGAUUGGCCACCCCAAAAGCCAAAUCUAUGAUUGGCUAUUCGCCUUAUCAGAGGGGGGACUUAAAUAUGAAUAAACUAUUCUGGCUGAUUUCCGCAGGUUAAUGGACGUACUGUCAGUUGUAAAUAAACAUUUGCUCUUUCCAUAACUAUUGCCAAGGAAGAAACUUGUGCACACGGUCUAACUUGGACAACUGACAAUAAAUGUUUUUUUUUGCAAGUUAGACAGCGUGUAAGAGUUUGCAAAAUUACUUUGCAAUUUUCAAAGUAUUUAAAAUCAUGACUUUCAACAUGCAUCUGUUUUUGAGUCCCCAAAGAAUAAAGCUAAGAUUUA